AUAGACCAACCUCAUCAUCAUAAACCUAAUCCACCUCUAUUGCAAGCAGCUCAUACUCGUUUUGGACCCAGUAUGGCUUCUUUUAAGCUCCUGCCUCUACUCUUGCUCUGUCUUUCUUCCCCAUUCCUAGUUGUCCCAACAUCCUCGGCCGAUGUAUCGCCCUCAACAAGCCUUGUGUCUGCCGGGAGCAUGUGCCAGUCGGCCCCAGACCCAAAAUACUGCAGAUCCGUGCUGCCUACAUACAACAGCAGCGCUGACGGAUACUUCUACGGUCGAUACGUGGUCCGCAAGUCCCUCUCCCAAUCCCGGAGGUUCCUUAACCUCAUCGACAAGUACCUUGCCAAGAGGUCAUCCCUCACAACCACUGUAGUCAGGGCCCUAGAGGACUGCCGCUUCCUCGCCGCCCUCAACAUGGACUUCUUGUCCACGUCCUUCCAAACCGUGAACUCCACCUCGAAGAUCCUGCCGGUCCUGACCGCCGAUGACAUUUGGACACUCCUCAGUGCAAUCCUUACGAAUGAACAGACGUGUCUCGAUGGCCUAGAGGACACAGCAUCGGCCUGGAGCGUGACGAAAGGCAUAGCGGCCCCGCUGGCCAACGACACGAAGCUAUACAGCGUGUCCCUCGCGUUCUUCAACAAAGUGUGGGUUCCAAAAAAGAAGAGAGCAGCCCCCUCGUCCGUGUGGAUGACAUCUGCAUCAAUGCGGAAGCGCUUCGCCUUAAGCCAUGGGCAACUGUCAUUCACCAUGUCGCAGAAGACCCGUGCAGUUUACGAAUCAGCCAGGGCGAAGCGUCGGCUACUGCAGACAGGAAACGAUGUGAACCCUGUCCUAGUGAGCGACAUCGUGGUGGUGGACAAGAAUGGGACCGGAAAUUUCACUACUAUCAAUGACGCAAUCUCAGCUGCCCCGAACAACAGUGACAGCAGUGCUGGGUAUUUUCUGAUAUACGUGAUGGGGGGUCGUUAUGAGGAGUACAUAUCGAUUGCGAAGAAUAAGCGGUACCUGAUGAUGAUCGGUGACGGGAUCAACCAGACCAUCAUCACCGGGAGCCGCAGCGUUGUGGACGGGUGGACCACGUUCAACUCUGCUACAUUUGCUGUGGUUGCACCAAAUUUUGUGGCGGUCAAUAUAACUUUUCAGAACACGGCUGGGGCAGUCAAGCACCAGGCAGUUGCAGUGCGUAACGGGGCCGACUUGUCCACGUUCUAUAGUUGCAGCUUCGAGGGCUAUCAAGACACUCUAUACACCCACUCGCUUAGGCAAUUCUAUAGGGAAUGCGACAUCUAUGGAACAGUAGACUUUAUAUUUGGCAAUGCAGCAGUUGUUUUCCAAGAUUGCAACUUGUACCCCAGGCUCCCGAUGAGAGGGCAGUUCAAUGCCAUCACUGCCCAAGGGCGAACAGACCCGAACCAGAACACCGGGACAUCCAUCCAUAAUUGCAAGAUCAAGCCGGCCGAUGACUUAGCCUCGAGCAACACAACUGUGCAGACAUACCUUGGGAGGCCAUGGAAGGAGUACUCGAGGACCGUGUACAUGCAGUCCUACAUGGAUGGUUUCAUAAACCCAGUGGGAUGGCGGGAAUGGAAUGAUACCUUCGCCCUGAGCACGUUGUACUACGCAGAGUACAAUAACACUGGGCCAGGGUCGAACACAACUAAUCGAGUGACAUGGCCCGGGUGCCACUUGAUCAAUAAUGCCACCAAUGUGGCUAAUUUCACAGUAUCAACCUUCUUGGUCGGGGAUAGCUGGUUGCCGCAGACUGGGGUCCCGUACAACGGAGGACUGUUGUGAGAGCAUUUGCAAAGGCAAACAUUAGGCUCUUAAAGAGAAGAUAUUUAAAAAUCAAGGUCGAGAUAUAAUUUUAGCUAUUCUUUCUGGUCGGAGGGAUUGAAGCCGUUCUGUUCUUUAAUUCUUGUUAUUUCUUUUGCCUUCACAUGUAGCAUGCAAUUUCUUUGGAAGCAAUCUGAUUUUAUUUUAUAUAUAACUGAAGGAAAACCAUUUCCAAUUGCUCCA
Molecule: messenger RNA, 2016 nt
Organism: Punica granatum (pomegranate)
Lineage: Eukaryota; Viridiplantae; Streptophyta; Magnoliopsida; Myrtales; Lythraceae
Source: RefSeq, a predicted model, not a curated record